Pyricularia pennisetigena is the source of this 720-nucleotide messenger RNA. RefSeq lists its product as uncharacterized. The coding region runs from base 1 to 720 and encodes 239 amino acids. NCBI's taxonomy places the organism in Eukaryota, Fungi, Ascomycota, Sordariomycetes, Magnaporthales, Pyriculariaceae. The transcript is spliced from 2 exons. The record is from RefSeq and is a predicted model, not a curated record.
AUGUAUUCGUGGUUGAAGAACUUGCGCAUCAUCAACGAAAAAGGCAUCGUUUUCGGAUACGGCAUCCACCACGAGAGCUUGGCGCCUUUGAACGGGUGGACGACAACCCCAGACCUGAUCGUCUCCUUCGACGGCGUCAACAUGACCCUGCCCGGCCGCACAUAUGUCAAGCUCGACAGCCCCUGGCCCCAUCAGGAUCAGAACCCCGAAAAGACCUGUUUCCGCUGCCUUCAGGAAAUCGUCAACCUCCUGCCCAACGGCCCCAGGGACGGCGGGUUGAUUGUGUGCAAGGGCGCCCACCUGACCAGCGAGGAAUCCCACGAAGAAUUCAAAGACGAGCCCGACAAGAUCUGGGCAUGGACCAAGGAGCGGCGCGGCUUUGCGGCUAAGGGUACGCAGUGGCUCAAGAACAAGGGGUUCAAAUGGGUCAAGCUGUGCGCCGAGCCAGGAGACCUGCCGCUCUGGGACUCGCCGGUGCCGCACUGCGAUGUCAGUCCCGAGGGGCGACCUCUCCCGGUCCGCCACCUGCAUCUGCUACAUGCCCGUGGCCGAGACCACGUAGGAGGAUCUGUUCAGGAAGAUGGGGCCGUGGGACAACCUGCAGGCCGCGACGCACUGACCCAACGCCAUGCAGGUCGGGGUCCUGCCCACCCUCCCGACGAGCCGUGUGUACCGUAUAUUCAGCAGACGGCCGAGGUGAAGGCUUGCUUUAAGCAGUGA